AUGUUUGACGAAGACCAGGAAUUGGCAUUCCGUUUAUCAAAUGGCCAUAAUUUAAUUAUAAGUGGCCAGGCAGGUACAGGAAAGACAUAUCUUAUUAAGAACAUUGUUAGAAAAUAUAGAAAAGAAAGAAAUGUCGCCAUCGUGUGUUCCACGGGCAUAGCAGCCACUCAUUAUGGUGACCUGGGGGCUAUCACUCUACACAAGUGGUCGGGAAUCGAGGAUGGGAGGCAUGUCACAGAGGAACUUAUCCACCUUGUUCUGUCAGAUGAACGUUUUGUUAAAGUUAAAAAUAACAUUGAAACCACAGAACUUCUUGUUAUUGACGAAAUAUCCAUGAUAAGUGCCAAAACGUUUAAUCAAUUAGAAAUGCUAUGUAGAAAUAUAAGAAACAAUGACCGUUAUUUUGGGGGAAUGCAAGUUAUUCUUGCUGGUGACUUUUAUCAGUUACCCCCAGUCGCUAAUGAAAUUAUUGGUGAUCCAGGUAACCACUGUUAUAAAUUACCAUGGUUUAAUAACUGCUUCCCACAUAAAGUGAAAUUAAACAUUAUACAUAGACAGAGUGACCCUACUCUUAUCAAAUGUAUAAAUGAGCUAGAGAUAGGAGAUCCGUCUGAUGAAAGUGUAGCUUUUCUGAAGUCUUUAGACCGACCACUUCCCAAUGAGGAAGAGUGUACUCAUCUCUUUGCCCGCAAUUAUGAUGUAGACAUUUUCAAUUAUAACAAAUUACAAAAUUUACCAGGAGAACUCAAACUGUACAAAGCAACAGAUGAAGGAUCCAACCACUAUUUAAGCAAAUUCCUAGCACCCAAAAAUUUAGGACUUAAAGUUGGUUGUCCAGUGAUGCUUGUCAGAAAUUUAAGUGAUUCUUUAGUGAAUGGCUUAUGUGGCACUGUCGUUCAACUCAUGUCUGACUCUGUUGAUGUGAAAUUUGUUUUUGAAAAAAGAAACACUAUUGUGACUGUUAAGCCAGUGGUUUUUACAACUUUUGAUCCAGUGGAUAAGAUUACCAUAGCAAAAAGAACUCAAUUACCAUUGAAAUUAGCAUAUGCAAUGACUGUGCAUAAAGCACAAGGAAUGACCUUGAAGAAUGUUGUCAUUAAUUGUGAAAACUGUUAUCAGCCAGGGCAAAUUGGUGUUGCUGUAGGACGAGCACAGGAUGUUGAGGGUCUACGAGUGAUAAAUUUCAAAAAAACAUUAUGUCGCAAGCAUCCACUCCAUGUUACAAAGCUUUAUGAAAAUUUUACCAUAGGCAAUGUGCAAAAUGAUUUGUCUUGCUGUAGGGGAAUUAGAAGUGAAGAAACUCAAGACUCUGAUGAUGAUGAUGGUGAUGAUGAUGAUUUCGACCUUUCAGAAAAUAGAAGUAUUGAUGCAAAUUUUGACUCUGACUCUGAUUUUUCAGAUAGUGAAAUUGAGAAAUUGGAAAUUUUAGACUCUCUUAUUGAACAACAAAUUAUUACUGGAGAGGAGUCAUCAUCAAAUGCAAAGGCAGCCCUAGAUUCCGCUUUUUCUGAAUUUGUUGGAACGCCUUUGGAAAAUGAGAUGUGA
Messenger RNA from Saccostrea cuccullata (small rock oyster), 1545 nucleotides. RefSeq lists its product as uncharacterized. The transcript has 2 exons. The record is from RefSeq and is a predicted model, not a curated record. NCBI's taxonomy places the organism in Eukaryota, Metazoa, Mollusca, Bivalvia, Ostreida, Ostreidae. Gene Ontology annotation, molecular function: DNA helicase activity; ATP hydrolysis activity. Gene Ontology annotation, biological process: DNA repair; telomere maintenance. The coding region runs from base 1 to 1545 and encodes 514 amino acids.